Messenger RNA from Cydia pomonella (codling moth), 2952 nucleotides. RefSeq lists its product as uncharacterized. The transcript has 3 exons. Gene Ontology annotation, molecular function: sequence-specific DNA binding. Lineage: Eukaryota; Metazoa; Arthropoda; Insecta; Lepidoptera; Tortricidae. The record is from RefSeq and is a predicted model, not a curated record. The coding region runs from base 133 to 2442 and encodes 769 amino acids.
CAGAUAAAGCACACUACCGUGUACCUUAUUCAAUACACCGCAACACACACAUACGCACCCUAUACGGACACGGCGAAUGACGUCAGUGUCCCCGCGACCGCGGCGCGCGCGCGUUGUGUUGGUUUCUCCAAGAUGGCGGGGAGCGCGGAUGCGACGUCAGAGCCACAGACGCCGAGAACACGCUAUUGUGCGGUUUACGAUUGUACGCAUAAUCAUAAGACGCACCCGCACCUUGGUUACUUCGGGUUCCCGAAAAAUCAGGAAAGGAUUAAACUAUGGGCGGAGAAGAUUCGCCGUCCCGACGUAAUCCAGGCCGAUGGGCGCGUGUCGAGCUACUACCGCGUGUGCGAGGUGCACUUCCACCCGCGGGACAUCAACGCCAAGGGCAAGCGGCGGCGGCUGCAGAAGCGGGCGGUGCCCAUGCUGAGGCUGCCGCAUCGUGGGCCUUACGUGCACGUCGCUGAUGUAGCCGUGCCCACGCAGCUGCAGGUAAAAGGCAAGACGUUGGUAAAAAGCACGCUAGAAGUUUGCGAGUACGUCGGUGAGGUACCCAAACCGAAAACCAAGAAGAAGAAGAAGGUCCCUCAACCGCCAAAGCUACUCCCACUGCCCACACUUGAAAGAUUCUUCUCAGACUGCGAUCAGCAUCUCCCUCCGGACACGGCGGAGUUUGUCAAGCUCGUAGCUCGACUGCAAGUAGCCCAAGAUAACAACCUUUGUGUCAAAUUGCUUCACUCAAACCCCCAAGCGUAUCGUCUCCUGCAAGUCUCGCUGAGUCUGCCACCCGUGAGCGCGCUACAUCGCCACUGCGCGCCGCAACUACCUGAUUUCAACACUGCUGUCGGCCUCCUGAAAACUAGGGCUGAUCAAAUGACGGAUUUAGAGAAAUACUGCACUCUCGGCGUACAUUUUGUAGACGCAAGGGCGCUAGUGUAUUACAACAUAACUUUCGAUAGGAUUGUCGGAUUGCAUGAAGUCGACGGCACGCAGAAACCAUUGGUGGCCACUCGUGGGGUCAUUGUAACAGCAAGAGGACUGUUGACGAACUGGACGCAACCUGUUGCUACAGCAUAUAUCUGCGACCUCGGGAGAGACGACGAGACCUUUAAUCCCUGGAUUGACAAGAUCAUCGACCGCCUUCACAGCAUUGGACUGAAGGUGCACGCGUUGGUUUGCGAUCCUACAGAUCCUCCCUACCGGGAGGUUACGCCUGAAGAGCCUUUCUUCUUCGUCGGUAAUACCAAGAUCUACCUCCUCUACGACCCACCUCGCUUAAUGAAGAAGCUGCUUUGUGAGUUUAUGGCCUACGAUUUUCAUUUUGACAAGACGAGGGCAACAUGGAGCGAUAUACAGAAGUACAGAAAGAUGGAAAGGAUUAAAGCUUUGACGUUAACACCUAGUUUGACGGACGCAAGCAUGAAGCCUGCCGCAAUGUGUCUUAUGAAGCCUCAGCGAGCCACGCGCCUCCUGUCCCGUGCACUUGCCACAGCUCUAACCGACCGCGCCGAACAGGGCUGUCUCAGUGACAGCGCACGAGCCACCGCUAACUUCAUUAUCAAAAUCAACAACCUCUACGAUCUCUUGAACACCAACACAAUGAAAACCAGUUCAGAGUUCCAAAAGGGACUGUCGCAAGACUCGAAUCAAGUCGGUUUCCUCACAUACAUGAAGACGUUUUUCAAAUCGUUAAAGUUGGAAGAUAGCUCCGGUUUCGAUAAAACCGCAACUAGGAAGCUCUCCAACAGCUGGCAAGUGACGAUCGAGGCCGUGCUGGCGCUUCAGAAGGACUUACAACCGCUGCGACCUUACUUACUGACACGCAACUUACAUUUGGAUGACAGCGUAGCUGAGAGAGCGCGGCGCGCGCUGCGCUCAGGCUUUCCAAGCUGCCAGCAGAUAUUUAGCGCUUUCAAGAAGCAGUUCUUUAAUGAAAUGCUGCAGCCCAGCUUAAAAAACGUUGAUUUAAACGUUCUACUGGCACAAGUCGUAAGUGACGCUCCCAAUGGUCCUAUAAGCAAUCCUAUGGAAAUAAACGAUGAUUUACCUGUAAAACCAACCGACUACCGACUUCUGCUGCCUAAGAAGCACAGUCUCAUGUCAGUAGCAAAACACUUACUUCGCGCGGCAUCCCGCGUUCACGGCGACUGUGCUCUUGCUGUUGAAUAUUUGAAUUCCCCGCCAGAGCCAGACUUCCUCCAACUUGUACAAAAUUUGGACGAGGCCUUGACGAGUGCUCUGAGGGAAGGUGUUGACGCUGGUGGCCUCCUGAGGGAGCUGCUCCUGGACGUGCACGUGCUGGACUGCGCGUUGCCGUGCGCUUGCUUCCCGCUCGAGUACCUCAAGAGACUGUUUUUCCGUCUACGGCUGUACGGCAUCCUUAGGCAUAACCAGAAACAUUUCAAAAGAGGCGAUUCUGAUCUUUUCUUUAACAAUUUAGAAUAACUUAAUCAUUUGGCACUUAAUGACUGCUGUGAAAUUAAUAAAUUUGAUUUGUUAUUCGAUUCAUGUUGUAACUUGAUUAAAGGUAUAACUUUAAAAUUGGCUCCUUAUUAACAUUACGAAGCGUCAUUUUAUGAAUAUGGUCAGGUGGGGUAAGAAAAACUUAGUUUAUUUUGCUCGGGGCAAGAGAAACCGUGUAAGGAAAUUCCUUCCACGUAAAUACUAUUUAUUUCCGUACAAAUGUUUCUCUUGCCCCAUAUAGUUUAUCUUACUCCAUCUAACCUUACUUUGUUUAGUUAAGUUAAAGGUUCUGUGUGUGGGUGUGUGUGGUGCAGUAAAGUAUAAAAUAAAAUAAAUAAUAAAAUAAAAUUUAUUUCGUUAAAAUACACGUCUACAAUUGUUACAAGUGUUGAGCCCUCCUAGUAGGUAUGAAGACACCUGUGUCAGGAGAACUCGCUCUUUCUGUUAUGGUAAGUACAUUUAUUUAUUUAUUUUACCCACUAGUUUUAUAUA